UCUCAAACUGACAUAGCCUUAAGACCUCAGAACUCAGACCUCUCCUUCCAUUUGUGUGUUCAUACGAGCAUGACAAUGGAUUGGAUAAUACCCCUUUCAUUCUACUUAUCAGUGCCUCAAGGUGCUUUGGCUUUUAACAUUGACCCAGUUGCUUGGAAGUAUGUCAGCGAACCUGCUGCUGGGUUUGGAUACAAGGUGGUACAGAAUAACCCAUCAAGCUUGCUUAUAAGUGCCCCCCUGGAUCAGUAUAAGCAAAAUAGGAGGGGACAAGUUUACCGAUGUCUGGUCAGAGAUUCAUCUUGCAUACCAUUGUCAAUACGAGAGCCCAGUCAUGGGAUCAAUAUGUCUCUUGGUUUGUCAAUGACAAAGGAUCCCGAGUCACUAAACACCAUGGUAUGCGGACCAACCAUCCCAAGAGAGUGCAAAUCCAUCACCACCUACAAUGGGAUGUGCUUUGAAAUUGACCAAAGUCUUAAUGUGAAACAACCUGUCCCUUCAUCUCUGGAAGAAUGUCCUGGACAAACAGACAUAGCCUUUCUAUUGGAUGGGUCAGGAAGUGUUAACAAAUUUGAUUUUGAAAAAAUGAAAGACUUCGUGAAAGAUCUGAUCAGGGAAUUUCUGGAAAGGGAUACAAAGUUUGCAGUUGCCCAGUAUUCAGGCUAUUGCACUAUACAUUUUGAUUUAAAUACGUUUAAUGUCAUGAAUCGGGAUUAUCAAGUGAAUAGUAUUGCUCAACAAGGUGGAGGGACUUACACGGCAGCAUCCAUGAUAAAAGUUGUCCAAGAGGUCUUUUCAACGAGUAGAGGAUCCAGACCAAAGGCAAAGAGGAUCAUGAUAGUCAUUACAGAUGGACAAUCACAUGACAGCGGGCUGCUGAAAAAUGCAGCCUCUGAGGCUGAAGCCAAAAACAUUAUUCGAUUUGCCAUUGGGGUAGGCAGAGCCUUUUCUUCGACCUCAGCAAGAACGGAGUUAGAAACAAUUGCCUCCUCUCCACCAAGCAACCACAUGUUUCAAGUGGACAGCUUCCAAGCACUUGGCCAAAUCAGGGAUACAUUACAGAACAGCAUUUUUCCUAUUGAAGGAUCUCAGACUACUGGGGAAUCUAUUAAGAUGGAAAUGGCCCAGGAGGGAUUCAGUUCAGCAUACAUUCCUAGGAGAGGAUUCCAGAUGGGAGCUGUUGGAGCCUUCCAAUGGAGCGGGGCUUACCAGGAAUACACAGGGAGCACUUUCUACCCUACACCACAACAGAGUCAGAACAUGGAACCAGAUAGCUAUAUGGGGUACUCCAUGGCAGUUGCUACGACACACACUCGCCAGUUUACCAUUUUAGGUGCUCCAAGAUUUAAACACACUGGACGAGUGGUGGUUCUUCCGUCCAGAAACACAGACAAGCCGAUAGAAUUUUCUGGACAGAUUGGCGCUUAUUUUGGUGCAGAGGUCUGUGCAAUGGAUGUGAAUAAAGACUCAUAUAGCGACCUAGUCCUCAUAUCAGCUCCGAUGUUCACGGACAGAGACAGAGAGGGCAGGGUAUAUGUCUGUACCAUCAAUGACAGGUCUGGGGUGGCCUGUCAAUUAAAUGCUGAGAUGACACUGGUGGGGGAUGCAGGACAAAUGGGCAGGUUUGGAACUUCUCUUGCCCCACUGCCUGACCUGAAUAAGGAUGGAUUUAAUGAUUUAGCAGUCGGAGCACCUUUAGAGAACGAUGGUCAAGGAAGUGUCUACAUAUUCCAUGGGACGAGUAGUGGAAUCAACAAAAUCAAAUCUCAGAAAAUUUCAGCCUCAGAUGUACAGUCUGGAUUAAAGUAUUUUGGACUGUCCAUCAGUCAGACUUCCCUGGACAUGAGUUUGGAUUCUCUCCCAGAUUUGGCCGUGGGAUCAAAGGGGGCUGUUCUCUUACUCAGGUCCAGGCCUAUAGUAACAUUGAUGGCACGAGUUUUCUUCAACCCACCCAAAAUCCCCACCAACCAGGUGGACUGCAGUACACCUCUGAGAAACAUUGCUAAAGUCUGUUUCACCAUGACCAGACAAACAACAGACACAAAAGAUCUUCAAGCAAAGAUUAACUAUACUUUAACUCUGGAUGUGACCCGCCAAGCUCCAAACUAUCGUGCUUAUAUCCUUCCAAAGAUACGGGAGGAAACGAACACUUUUACAUUAAGACUUCAAGAGCAAUGCUUCUCUCAUAACUUCUUUAUUGAGGCUUGCCCAGAGGACUCCCUCAAUGAACUGUCCAAUGAACUUGACUUCACAUUUGAAGGGUUGCCAACAUCUCCUGGUGGCCUCAGCUCUAGCCUUUCCCCGCAGUCUCCGACUGCAACAUAUCAUCCUUUAGGUUUUGAGAUCAACUGUGGCGCUGAUAACAACUGCAUUGACAACCUGAAAGUGGAUUUUAAUUUCACUAGGAGUUCAGAGGUGAGGGUUGGCAUAGAUGAGGUGAUAAAUGUGACAGUGUCAGUCGAAAGCAGGGAAGAGAACUCUUACAACAGCCACGUUAUUCUCAAAUACCCUGCAGGACUUUCAUUCAGGAAGUUCACCAUACUCCAGGGAAGAGUGGAGUGUAACUCAUCAGACAGUGUGGGAAAUGUAAUGUGGGGACAAAGUGACUGCACCAUUGACAAGCCAAUCUUCAAAAGCGAUUCUAAGGCUCUCUUAGUAAUUUCCUAUGGGAUUGAUAGAAACACUCAAUUUGGCCAAAUGAUGACAUUCACUGCAAAUGCCUCAAGUGGAAAUGCACACUCGCCAAAGAGUGAACUUUCCAAAGUGAAAGAGAUUGGUGUGAAAUACAGCAUUUUUGUUGUGAUUAAAAGAAAUGAGGAUUCAACCAGUUAUGUUAAUUUCACUGCCGGGAAAAAUGAUUUGCAGAAACAUGUGAAACAAUCCUUUGAGGUUGAAAAUUAUGAAAGAGGCUUCAAUCUUACUGUGAUAAUCAAGGUGCCAAUGAAGCUUGGUGACAAAGACAUCUGGGCUGAUCCAAAUGGUAUACAGAUUCAAGGUUGUCAAAGACACAAGAAUGAGGAACCUACUGCCACAGACUUUGUGGACCAGCUGCAGAAAAAUCAUGCUGUGGACUGCUCUGUCGCAAAUUGUGGGGUGUUCAUGUGCAAAAGCUUCAUUCGAAAUUUGGAUCGUAACUCUUAUAACAUCACUGGUAACCUCAGCUCUCAAUGGAUAGAACAGAUUGGUCUUGAGUCUGCCCAGUUCAACUUGGUCAGCAGUGCCACUGUAGAUUAUGACAGAAACCAAUACAUCUAUUAUUCUUCGGACUCCAAAAAUAACCCACCUAUACAAAAGAUUGAAACUCAGGUGGAGGUGUAUCCUGAGGUUAACUUCACAAAGGGGGUCAUUGGAGGUGUUGUGGGAGGUCUGCUGCUGUUAGCUUUGAUCACAGCUGGGCUUUAUAAGGCUGGGUUUUUCAAAAGCCAGUUGAAGGAGAUGAUGCAGAAUACAACAGAAGAUGGACCAGGGGGUGAUGGAGAAGCUGCCUCGCCUGAAUAACAGCAAACAAUUGGACUUGCUCACUGAAUGUGUACAAAUAUUAAAGAGGAAGUUCAGGAUUUUACAACUUCAUGUUAGAUGGUUCCUCACCGAAAAAGUAGUCUAUGGGUCAGGAAAAUCAGUAAAUCAUGGUUCGGUUUUCUUUAAAUCUACUACAAACUUCAGCUAACUUGAGCCACUGCUAACAAAAAAACGAUGCUCGUGAUAGAUGCAAUCGUGCAAUUUAGAAAUGUUAUCGGCCAAAUCAACUACAUAGUUGGUUUUUCGUUACUUAAUAAACUUUUAUUAUAAUUUAUAUUUAAUUUACUUUUAUUAUUAAUUUAUCUUUACCCCCUUACUUCCCUAAAUGAAAAAAUACACCAUGGCCUUUUAACUAGAUAAUAACUAGCUACCAUGCACAUAACUAGCUAAGAGCUAGUUAUUAAUUUGCUCCACAAAUGAUUCUCAUAAAACAAUCAUCUUUACAUCUCCCCUUCCCCCCAAAAAGAUAACAUUUGGCCAAGACAACAUACGACUUUAUUUACAUAUGCAUGGAAAAUACAAUUAGUUUUAUAUGUAUAAUAUUAUAAUAUCCAUUACAUAAAUAUAUAAUAUGGCUAGAUUUAAUAGUUGUUUAAUAGUUUAAUAGUUGUUUUCAGAUAGUGUGAAUGAAUAAAACAAUACAAUUAUAAUUCAAACACCUCUUUUUUAUUAGAAAACCCAAAUAUUCCUGAUAUUAGUAUAAGAGUAUUACCGUUGUCGUACAGUGUUUCAAUAUGGCAACAUACAGUUAAAUAAAACUUUAAAAUAUAUUUUUUCAAACACUGUUCUACAUUUGUUUAUUUGAGGCCAUUUGAAGUGAUAAAAUGGAAGUGAUAGGGGGCAUGGUUCUAUGAUAAUGCGUGCAGUAAAGGGUGAUUUGGCCAUUGUAAAUCAUUUGCACAAUUUCCACUAUCAUUUCCAUUGAUUGUUAGCUAACAGUGGCUAAAGUUAGCUGAAGUUUAGUGUGU
This is a messenger RNA of Oncorhynchus gorbuscha (pink salmon), 4484 nucleotides long. Its product is annotated as integrin alpha-X-like. The record is from RefSeq and is a predicted model, not a curated record. Gene Ontology annotation, biological process: cell adhesion mediated by integrin; cell-matrix adhesion; integrin-mediated signaling pathway. Gene Ontology annotation, cellular component: integrin complex; external side of plasma membrane. Gene Ontology annotation, molecular function: integrin binding. Lineage: Eukaryota; Metazoa; Chordata; Actinopteri; Salmoniformes; Salmonidae. The transcript has 30 exons. The coding region runs from base 70 to 3495 and encodes 1141 amino acids.